Colletotrichum graminicola M1.001 is the source of this 1137-nucleotide messenger RNA. RefSeq lists its product as uncharacterized. The transcript has 2 exons. Bases 1 to 1137 code for a protein of 378 amino acids. The record is from RefSeq and is a predicted model, not a curated record. NCBI's taxonomy places the organism in Eukaryota, Fungi, Ascomycota, Sordariomycetes, Glomerellales, Glomerellaceae.
AUGGAAACAUCGCAGCGCCUCUCGUACAAGCUAUCAGAGUUAGAAGAGGCGCUUCAAAGAAUGAUAACCUCCGAUCAGCAGUCCAAUGAUGCCGACGACGACUCCAUGUCCGCCGUCUCGAACGAGCUGCUGGUCUAUGACGAGGAUGGCGACUUGACGAUCCGCGUCGGCCCCAGCUUGAGUCCCUUCCGAGUCGACUCCAAGACGGUGUCGCGCUCGUCGCUCGUGUUCAGGAGGAUGCUCUUUGGAGGGUUCGCGGAAUCGCGCCCCACAGACGGCAGCGACUGGGUUGUCGAUUUGCCAGACGACGGUCGGGAUUCGAUGGAGAUCCUGUUCGGCAUAAUCCACGGAGCCUUUGAAAGGGUCCCGACAGAACUCUCGCUGUGGAGCCUAUACGAUCUACUGGUUCACACAGAAAAGUAUGAUGCGACUCGCCUCUUGCGGCCCUGGGCAAAACUCUGGCUCCAUAAUCAGGAGGUCGUGAGUCAGACGGAGGAACCCGAACUUCUAUGUGUGGCGUGGGAACUAGGUGACUCUGCUCUCUUCAAGCAGAUGCUGCACAAAAUCACCAACGAAUGCCUCAUCGACAACGACGGCAACGUCGUUUACGGCCGGCGGAAGAGAAUCCAGAAGUCCCACAAUGGCAACUCUUACUACCGUGUGCGCUCACCGGAGUUGGUUCUCAACUCGCUGGAUCAUCUCAUGCCCCCGGACAUUGAAGAAAUCAUUUCGAGCAACCGACAAAAAAUUGUCAACGCCGAGCUCCAACCCUAUGUUGACUUAUGGAACCUUUGCAUAAUGGCCAGAUGCGAAUCCCACUCAACGUACCCCGAAAAAGGCUGGAAAUGCGACUCGAUGGUCCUCGGCUCGCUGAUCAAGUCUCUCUUUGACGCGCAUGUUCAUAUUGCCUCGCCCAAGGCGGCUGUCGAGGGAUACAGAGGGAGCCUGGCAGAUCUGAGAACCCGGCUCGACAGGGCAAGAGUGAGGUCAAUGUGUGGUGAUGAGUGUGACGAGGGCAUCCAGACAGCCUUGGAAGAAGGCAAGGAAAAGGCGGCGGAAUUGAGGGCGGACAUCAUGACAUUGCAGGAUAGCCAUAAGGAAUAUAUGGAGUCCCAAGCUAGAAAGACAGGGUUGUAG